Messenger RNA from Anarrhichthys ocellatus (wolf-eel), 1824 nucleotides. It is a transcript of the gene rpusd1, whose product is annotated as RNA pseudouridine synthase domain containing 1. The transcript has 6 exons. Gene Ontology annotation, biological process: enzyme-directed rRNA pseudouridine synthesis. Gene Ontology annotation, molecular function: pseudouridine synthase activity; RNA binding. The record is from RefSeq and is a predicted model, not a curated record. NCBI's taxonomy places the organism in Eukaryota, Metazoa, Chordata, Actinopteri, Perciformes, Anarhichadidae. The coding region runs from base 152 to 1081 and encodes 309 amino acids.
UAAGAAGAAGAACUUGUGGGGUUUUGUUUACAUCGAUGUUUAUAGAUAGAUGUACGCUUACUUUCGCUAUGUCGACAAAAAUGCACCACAUAUUAGUCUUGUCUGGUUACUAGAGGUCUGGAUGAGUUGUGUGAGUUAAGCACUGCACACGAUGACAACAGAGUCGGCCAGCCUGGAGAGCCUGCGUGUGCUGCACCAGAGCGACGACUACAUCGUGGUGGACAAGCACUGGGACAUCCGCAUCGACAGCAAGAUGUGGUACGAGAAGCACACCGUGCAGGCGCAACUCGGCCACCGCUUCCCUCAGCUGGCAGACCCGAGCACCUACUAUGGAUUCAGGUUCUGUCAUCAGUUGGAUUUCUCCACAAGUGGGGCUCUUUGUGUCGCCCUCAAUAAGGCUGCUGCCGGACGAGCUUACCGCUGCUUCAAGGACCGCACCGUCACCAAAGCCUACCUCGCCCUGGUUCGUGGCUGGGUGGAGGAAGAGACACAAACCUUGGACUUCUCCAUUGGCAAGAACUCCUCAGAGGGAAAAACACACAUGAUGUGCAUCGAGGGAACAGAAGGUUGUGAGAACCCGAAGCCUUGCCAAACUGGGCUGACGGUGUUGGAGUACGGAUUGUACGAUGGAGACUCCGUCACCAAAGUGCUACUGCAGCCGCUCACUGGCCGAACACACCAGUUAAGGGUCCACUGCAGCGCAAUAGGCCACCCCAUCGUCGGGGACUUCACCUACAGCUCUGGAGCGGACGACGCCCCGUACCGCAUGAUGCUGCACGCACACCUCCUCCACAUUCCCCUGGAACCUGAGCCCCUGCUGGUCUCUGCUGGAGACCCCUUUCUCCCCACGGCGGAUCCCAAGUGGCUCCCGCAGCGUUCGUUACGGACUCUGCCGGCCACCGUGGAGGCCCUGCUGGAGCGCAGGGUGGAGGAGGACAGGAAGAUCAAAGAAGAGAAGAGAGAGAGGGCGAGGCGGGAGGAGGAGAGGAGGAAAGGACGCCGGGGACAGAGGAUUGGGGAGGAGAGUGAGGAGCAGAGGAGGCAGUGUCAGGAGUGGCUGAGUGAAUGGUCUGAGGACUGAUUUAAUGUUAUGUAUUUUAAAUUAUUUUAGCUGUUCACUAAUGAAGGUGACGUUGAGCGUGCAUGCUCCAUCUCACUGACCCCUCGUUGCAUUUAAGUGGCAUACACAGCAGUAAACCCAGUACCUUAAUUCCCUCACCAACGAGUCACAAACAUGAUUUUAGAGGAGACAUGUGUGAGCAUGUAAGCUGCUGCUUUCUUAUUUAACAACUGGGAGCUUCCCACUAAAACCAGCCUUGAAAAGUGAUUCGCUGAGCAGUUCCACCACGGUAGCUGAGAUAUAAGUGCCUUGCUCAAGUUCAUGUUGAUAAGUGAGGGGUUGGGUUGAUGCCAUAUCUUUUGUCUAAUACACAUUCCCCCCCUGAAAAGUGUAAGAAUUUUAAUUUGGUGUAUGGUCAUGUGACUUAACUCUGAGCAGCAGCAAUUGUUUUUUCUCAAUGUCUAAAUGCUCAUAACUUCAUGUGUGUUGUCACAUUCACUGCAUGGCUGUAACAUGCAUGGAGUCCCAUAUAACAGCAUUAAGCAUACUACAAUGUAUGUUUCUGUGCAUUUCUGUUAUUUCGUCAUUUUACUGCUUUGAAUCAAACUGUUUCCAACACAAAAAAAGGUUUAUGUCAAAGUAACAACAAAUACAAAUGCAGUACAAAUAUAAAAAGCUAAAUAAAUGUUUGAACAAUAAUUCAGCCGCGUCUUUACAUCGUUAUGUUUUCUGUCAAUUGGACUGGAUAUCCUUUGGGUUAAAAA